UAUCGGGUAGCAUUUUUUGACAAAGCAGCACAACUCGUCAGAACACCGGCUCUUUUUUGUUUGCAGAUACACAAAGCCCAUAGGCUCUAUUUAUGCUCAGCACCAGGAAGUAGUUUGAGGAAGUAGUGAGCGGCCGUGUUUGAGUGACAGCUGAGCGGUGGUGACAGCCCACACGGGACGGCAGCCCGCAGAGCCGAGCCGAGACUCAAGAUGGCAGGUCUAUCUUUAUACUUUGAAGAUGGCCACGACGAUUUGGAUGAUUUUGGAUUCGAUGAUUAUGGUUCAGAGUGCGACGGGAUCCGCAUCACAGCCUUCCUCGAUGCGGGACAGGACAACCUCACUCCUCUGGGGAGGCUAGAAAAAUACGCCUUCAGUGAGAAUGUCUUCAACAGGCAGAUCGUGGCUCGCGGCCUGCUUGAUGUGCUUCGAGAGUUCAGUGACAAUGAGAAUGACUUUAUCAGUGUCAUGGAGACAGUUGCCAGAAUGUCAGAAGAUGGAGAGCCCACAGUACGAGCUGAACUCAUGGAGCAAGUCCCCAACAUUGCCAUGUUCUUGCAUGAAAGUCGGCCCAACUUCCCCGCUGCUUUUUCAAGAUACUUGGUUCCCAUUGUAGUCCGAUAUCUCACGGAUCCAAAUAACCAGGUGAGGAAGACCAGCCAGGCGGCACUGCUCGUUCUGUUGGAGCAGGGCCUGAUCUCUAAAGCCGAUAUGGAGACCAAAGUUUGUCCGGUUCUGCUUGAACUCACAGAACCCAGCAGUGACGACGACUACAAAAUCGAGGCAGUUGCGAUCAUGUGCAAAGUCGUUACCAUGUUGAGCAAAGACACAGUGGAGCAUCUGUUGCUGCCACGCUUCUGCGACCUGUGCAGUGAUGUCCGACUCUUCCAAGUCCGCAAGGUCUGUGCUGCUAACUUUGGAGAGUUUUGUUCUAUUGUGGGUCAGGAGGCCACAGAAAAACUACUGAUGCCCAAGUUCUUCGACCUGUGCUCAGACAGUUUGUGGGGCAUCAGGAAAGCAUGUGCUGAGUGCUUCAUGAUGGUCUCUAACUCCACCUCUCCGGAAGUGCGACGUGCAAAACUGUCCCCACUGUUUAUCAGCCUCAUCAGUGACCAGUCUCGCUGGGUGCGACAGGCUGCCUUCCAGUCUCUGGGACGUUUCAUCUCCACCUUUGCCAAUCCCUCCAGCACAGGCCUUCACUUCAGAGAGGAUGGGGCACUACUAGAGCUCCCCAGGUGUACAUUAGACAGUGACUGCUCCCUGAACUCUCUGAACUGCUCCGGCAUCAGCAGCUGCCACACAGAAAGGACCAUCACCCACACGCCCCCCAAUCAGGAUGGCCGUGCCACGCCUUCCCCGGAGCACGUGUCAUCAGCCGACGAUAUGCACAACUACGACGACAACCACGCUUCAGCUCCCAGAGAGAUGCACAGCAGCUUCGCCCGGACAAUCUCAAACUGCAACACCAGCCCUGUAACUACAAACAACUCAAGGAACACAAGAGAAAUGGAGCAGACCGAUGAGAACUUUAACUCUUUUCACUACUGGAGAUCGCCUUUACCAGACAUCAGCGGGGAACUUGAAAUGCUUGGUAGUCAAACUUCAGGGGAAGUGGUAGAGAAGGAGGAACAGAAGGAGGAAGAAGAGGAGGAGCAAUAUAAGGACAGUUGUUCUGAUUCAAAACCCAGCCCUGGCCAAGCUACCAGCGACCAGAUCCAGAAAGUCUUGGACUGUCUGCAACCUCACAUGGACGACCCUGAUGUGCAAGCUCAAGUCCAAGUGUUGUCAGCAGCUCUGAAGGCCGCUCAGCUCGACAGUCCUGCAGACGACAGCCCAGCAGACCCCACAGAGCAGACCGAACCUGAGCCAGAGCCCCAGCCCCAGCCCCCGCCCCAGCCCCAGCCCAAAGAACAGUCCGAGAGCGACGCUGACAGCCCAUCAGUGGAGAGCAAAUCAGUGGAGGUUCAGUCAGAAAGUGAAGAGAGCCCCACAGAAGAGGAGCAGAGGAUGGAAACUUCUCUUUCCUCAGAGUCGAGCCCAGUCCAGGAGCAAGGAGACGAGGAGACGCAGACAGAGCCGCUGGAGGACCAGGAAGAGUCUCCUCCUGACUCCCCUGUUCCAGAGUCUGAACUAAUUGAGAGUGUGGAGGAGGAAGGAAAAGAAGACUCUGCUCACAGCCCGGUCUCCGAGGAUAGGCCUAAGAUCCAGAAUGUCAUCCCCCAGCAGCUUUUGGAUCAGUACCUCUCCAUGACGGACCCCGCCCGCGCUCAGACGGUGGAUACGGAGAUAGCCAAACACUGUGCCUUCAGCCUGCCGGGGGUGGCUCUCACCCUGGGACGACAGAACUGGCACUGCCUCAAGGACACAUAUGAAACGCUCGCUACUGAUGUGCAGUGGAAGGUGCGACGCACGCUGGCUUUCUCCAUCCACGAGCUGGCAGUCAUACUGGGAGACCAGCUGACAGCAGCUGAUCUGGUUCCCAUCUUCAACGGUUUCCUGAAAGACCUGGACGAGGUUCGGAUUGGAGUGCUGAAACACCUCUACGACUUCCUCAAGCUGCUUCACGCAGAGAAGAGGAGAGAGUAUCUGUACCAGCUGCAGGAGUUCAUGGUGACGGACAACAGUCGCAACUGGAGAUUCAGAUACGAGCUGGCAGAGCAGCUGAUCCUGAUCAUAGAGUUGUACAGCCACUACGACGUGUAUGACUACCUCAGACAGAUAGCGCUCACUCUCUGCUCCGAUAAGGUGUCAGAGGUCAGGUGGAUCUCCUACAAACUGGUUGUGGAGAUCCUCCAGAAGCUGUAUGCGUGCGGGGCCGAUGACCUGGGCCUGAACUUUAUCAAUGAACUCACCGUCAGGUUCUGCCACUGUCCUAAGUGGGUGGGGCGGCAGGCCUUCGCCUUCAUCUGUCAGGCCGUUGUGGAGGAGGACUGUAUGCCCAUGGACCAGUUCAGCCAGCACCUCUUACCCAGCCUGCUCAGCCUCUCCUCAGACCCGGUGGCCAACGUCCGAGUACUGGUGGCCAAGGCUCUACGACAGAGCGUGAUGGAGAAAGCGUACUUCAAAGAGCCGGGCUGUGCCUACUCAGACGAGCUGGAAGAGACCGUGAUGGCCCUGCAGUCAGACAAAGACCGGGACGUCCGCUUUUUCGCCAGUCUGGACCCCAACAAAGGCCUGAUGGAGACGGCUCCUUUGAUUUAACCUCAGCUAGACCUGAACCCCGUUACAGCCCACCUGCCUGUCUACCUACCUGUCUGUCUGGCUGACUGACUCACAGUCAGCAAAACCUGCAACACCAGCACCCAACCAGAUCUCCCCCUUCCCCCCGACCACUCGCCUGCUGGGCAGACCUGCACCAACCACCACCCCUGAGAACCAUGUCAGCUGUUCAGAUUCCAGUUUAAAGUAUGAGAACGCUCAAAACAACACACCCCAGUCUCUGGUUGGGCACUACAAAGCGCACAUUCAAAACACAAAAUGCAAACUUGUCAGAGUUUUCAGAAAAUGAGCAGGACUCAGAAAUUGUCUUUACGCCUGAACUGUUACCCCAACCUUCUUCCUCCACACUAACAGCAACUGAACCCUCUCCUGAUCACAGACUUGUAAAAACUACGACAGGCUCUUUCUCUCUCUUUCUCCAAAGCUAAUUGUAAGCUUGAUUAUAAAAUUGAUUUUUUUCUUAA
Molecule: messenger RNA, 3680 nt
Organism: Notolabrus celidotus (New Zealand spotty)
Lineage: Eukaryota; Metazoa; Chordata; Actinopteri; Labriformes; Labridae
Gene: ppp4r1l
Product: protein phosphatase 4, regulatory subunit 1-like
Exons: 21
Coding region: 211-3198 (995 amino acids)
Biological process (GO): protein dephosphorylation
Molecular function (GO): protein phosphatase regulator activity; protein binding
Source: RefSeq, a predicted model, not a curated record